AUGGUUUCCAAAAGCAAAAGGGUGAGGGAUGCAGCAUUCUCCUCCUUCAUCUUGCUUUUACCGUUGGUUGGGUUUGGUAACUCAGAUUUAGGCAAAGACAGAGAAGAGUGUGCAGACAAACUUAUAGGGCUGGCUAGCUGUGUUCCUUACGUUGGUGGUGAGGCCAAAACCCCAACCAUAGACUGCUGCAGUGGUCUCAAAGCUGUCCUCGAUAAGAGCAANAAGUGCAUCUGCAUCCUCAUCAAAGAUCGUGAUGACCCCAAUCUUGGCAUCAAAAUCAAUGCCACUCUCGCCAUUCAACUACCCUCUGCUUGCAACGCACCUGCUAAUAUAUCUCACUGUGUAGAUCUUUUGCAUUUAGCACCUAACUCUCAUGAUGCCAAGGUGUUUGAGGGAUUGCAAAAAUCCGCCAAAUCAAACAGUUCCACCCAGUUUCCAGUGGUGAUUAUUAUUACAUUACUCUCACUUUCCUACUAGUUCAGAAAACUUCUC
This is a messenger RNA of Vigna radiata var. radiata (mung bean), 492 nucleotides long. RefSeq names its product protein YLS3-like. Bases 1 to 477 code for a protein of 158 amino acids. The record is from RefSeq and is a predicted model, not a curated record. The transcript is spliced from 2 exons. Lineage: Eukaryota; Viridiplantae; Streptophyta; Magnoliopsida; Fabales; Fabaceae.